AUAAAAGUAACUUGCUAGUUGUUUAUGUGGAGAAUUGAAGUGCUGCAAUGGCUGCUAGUCAGGAAGAGGUAAAGCUUUUUGGAGUUGUGGGAAGCCCAUUUGUGUGCAGGGCGCAAAUUGCUCUUCAGUUGAAGGGAGUUGAAUACAAAUUUGUGGAAGAAAAGUUGAACAACAUGAGUGAUCUUCUCCUCAAAUACAACCCAGUUUACAAGAAGGUUCCUGUGUUUGUUCAUAAUGACAAGCCCAUAUCAGAGUCCCUUGUGAUUGUUGAGUACAUCGAUGAGACAUGGAAACACAACUCCAUCUUGCCUACUGAACCUUACCAAAGAGCCUUGGCUCGUUUUUGGUCCAAGUUCAUAGAUGACAAGUGCGUGGCAGCUGCAUGGAAAGCUGCUUUUACCGUAGAUGAGAAAGAGCGCGAGAAAGCUGUUGAAGAAUUAUUUGAGGCUCUAAAGUUUCUUGAGAAUGAGCUCAAGAACAAGUUCUUUGGAGGAAAUGAGUUUGGCCUUGUGGAUAUUGCUGCUGUUUUCAUCCCUAUAGUUCAAGAAGUAGCAGGGUUGCAAUUGUUCACCGCUGAGAAAUUUCCCAAGCUCUACAAAUGGAGCCAAGAUUUUCAUAGCCAUCCAGUUGUCAAAGAAAAUAUGCCUCCUAAAGACCAACUUUUUGCCCAAAGUCUAAACAAAAUUAAUACCUCAAUGGCUACAUAUCAGGAAGAGGUGAAGCUUUUGGGAAUUGUGGGAAGCCCAUUUGUGUGCAGAGUGCAGAUUGCGCUCAAUUUGAAGGGAAUUGAAUACAAAUAUCUGGAAGAAAAGUUUGAUAACAAGAGUGAUGUGCUCCUCAAAUACAACCCAGUUUACAAGAAGGUUCCUGUGCUUGUUCACAAUGAGAAGCCCAUAUCAGAGUCCCUUGUGAUUCUUGAGUACAUUGAUGAGACAUGGAAAGACAACCCCAUCUUGCCUGCUGAACCUUACCAAAGAGCGUUGACUCGUUUCUGGUCUAAGUUCAUAGAUGACAAGUGCUUGGCUGCUGCAUUCAAAGCUGCUUUCACCCUUGAUGAGAAAGAGCGUGAGAAGGGUGUUGAAGAAUCAUCUGAGGCUCUGCAGUUUCUUGAGGAUGAGCUCAAGGACAAGUUCUUUGCUGGUGAGAAAUUUGGCUUGGUGGAUAUUACUGCUGUUUUCAUAGCCUUUUGGAUCCCUGUUGUUCAAGAAGUAUCAGGGCUGCAAUUGUUCACCAAUGAGAAAUUUCCCAAGCUCUACAGAUGGAGCCAAGAAUUUAUCAACGACCCUGUUGUUAAGGAAUCCCUGCCUCCCAGAGAACUACUCUUUGCCUUCUUCAAAGCUCGCUAUGAAAGUCUUGUUGCUUCAAAGUAGAUUACUUUAAGUCGUACUCAUACUUUGAAAGGAGAACUGUAUGAACCACUUGUCCGUUUUUGUGUUAUUGCUGUUUGAAUGUCAUAUCAAAUUCAUAUAUGUAACAUAGGAUU
Gastrolobium bilobum is the source of this 1483-nucleotide messenger RNA. Its product is annotated as probable glutathione S-transferase. Gene Ontology annotation, cellular component: cytoplasm. The transcript is spliced from 5 exons. Gene Ontology annotation, biological process: glutathione metabolic process. Bases 48 to 1370 code for a protein of 440 amino acids. NCBI's taxonomy places the organism in Eukaryota, Viridiplantae, Streptophyta, Magnoliopsida, Fabales, Fabaceae. The record is from RefSeq and is a predicted model, not a curated record. Gene Ontology annotation, molecular function: glutathione transferase activity.